AGCCGGCUGCAGCGCAGAGACAGGUGUGCUGGAUUUGUUGUCUUAGUGGUUGCAGUCUAAAGUCAGCUGAAUUAUCCAAAAGAUCAGCGCUGACAGCACUUCCUGGAGCUCCUGGUGGCUGCCUGUAUGUCCUCACCAGCCAUCCAAACCGGAGAGGAAGAAACUCCAGUGUGAAGCUCCUGAACGCUGUUUCUCCUCAUGACAACGCUGAUACAAGUACAGGGUGUUAUAGAAGGGGCAGAGAGUGUUCAUUACAAAUUGCAAAGAGCUAUUUUUUGGACAAACAAUGCGAAACCUUGAAAUGCCAACCUGCCAAACUGCAUCAUUCCUCCCCGGAAACUAUAUUUAUUAACACCUCAUCAGACUGCAAGAUGGCUUUUAACGUUCCAUUAGCAGGGCAGGGUGACAUUGUCCGAGAGAAUCUGCAUAGUUUUUGUGUAGAUCAUUUCAGCAACAAUCCACAAGCCUCUGACAAAUCAGUAGCUUUUACUGUAAUUAAGCAAACUAUGGAACAAAUGGAUUUGCCUGCAGAACCUGUUAUAACUAUUAUUGUGCCAGAUGGAAUUUCAGAAAAACAGCCUGUCUUGACAAGUCAGGUCAUCUUGCAUGAUCAGUUCACUGUUGAAGAAAAUCCUGAUGUAGAAAAGCUAUUUUCCAAUGAAUCAGAAAAGGCAGAUGAGCUCUUAGAAAAUGAGCAUUCAUACUGUAAACCUGAUUUUGACAGGAAUCAGUUAUUGAAAACCAUUGCUAAACUCCAUUCCAAAAUAGCACUUCUUGAAGUGCAAGAAAACUUAAUGCUUAUACGCCUGAGAUCACUGGAGGCCCUUAUUAAAAAGUUAAAACAGGAAAAUUUGCUAUCAGAUGAAAAGUUACAAAUUAUUGAUAGUUAUGAUAGUUGUCAGAAUAAUUUUGAUUUUGCUAUGGCACAAUAAAUAUGUAAUUAUUUUAUUGCACACCUUCUUACUAAUAAGGUGCACAGACUGGUUAUGUAGUCUUCUUGAUAAUUGGUGCCUAAUAAUAGCACUACUCAUCCAGUCUUCUAUUUACUAACACAAUCAUCUUGCUAUGGGGCUAUCAUUUUGGGAGGGACAGAUUACAAUUGCCUGGCAAUGGUUUUUUAUUUUGCAUUGGGUGGCAGGCUGAGGAAAAGUAAUUGAUUUAUAAAGCACUGGCAAAUUA
Messenger RNA from Pseudophryne corroboree (corroboree frog), 1179 nucleotides. It is a transcript of the gene THAP5, whose product is annotated as THAP domain containing 5. The record is from RefSeq and is a predicted model, not a curated record. The transcript is spliced from 5 exons. NCBI's taxonomy places the organism in Eukaryota, Metazoa, Chordata, Amphibia, Anura, Myobatrachidae. The coding region runs from base 372 to 932 and encodes 186 amino acids. Gene Ontology annotation, cellular component: nucleus.